AUGGCUCCAGACAUGGGCGCCUACUGUCCCUCGAUCGUCCUCGCGAUUCAAAGCCUUGUCGAGCGGAUGUCUGAGGAAUGGACCGCUGCCCUGCGCGGGUCGGGCAAUUCCAACUCUCGGACCGGCUUCCUAGCCUACUCGAUCGACGACUCUGUCGACUUGGAAACGGCCAAUCCCACUGUCAAACCUGACGUCCGCCUACCGAGUAGUUGGUUCAUCUUCCAGACUGACCUGUACGCUCGUGGCGCUCAUGGCUCGCACGGCGACGAGGUCACGUACGAUUUCCUCUGGCGUCACGAGCGCACGUCUGGCCUGACGGAGCCUUGGGACCAAAGCUGUUCCAUGCACCUCGAUGCAGCCAUGGUCUCUCGUUUACCGAUUGGGUCCAGGUAUCGACGCUGGGCGGCAAUGUGGCUGUUGUGUCUCGGUGCUGCAGACAUCUGUUUUGGCCCUGCAGCCGCAAAAGCUUUGGACCCCAAGAAGCUCAUCACAGCCGCGUGCGCCGUUAUAUCUGCGGGGUCGGAGCUGUGUCUGGUCAACUUUCAACUCGACGAUCCGCCGACCGUGUCAGCAUCCUGGGAAAGAGGCAAGUUGAUCUCGGGAGUUAUUUCUCUCUUUAUUCUGACCGGACCCUUCAUGUCCGACUUCCCCAUCCAUUGGAUGGAUCUCCUCAACCUCCGGUGCCUGGUUGCGUCGGUCGCUUGUGGAAUUGGACACCACGAGGCCGUCCUUCAGGGCAUCCGGAUGGGGCUCGAACAGCCCGAUUUAGAGAGGGGCAAGCAGGGCGAUUGCGACAAUGACGACCCGACGCUGUCUGAACAGGCCGCCCCUGUGGAUGGGGCUCGGCCACCGGCUGGCUGA
Molecule: messenger RNA, 861 nt
Organism: Metarhizium brunneum ARSEF 3297
Lineage: Eukaryota; Fungi; Ascomycota; Sordariomycetes; Hypocreales; Clavicipitaceae
Source: RefSeq, a predicted model, not a curated record